AUGGACCCGCCGGCCAAGGAGGGGCCGCUCUUCGUGCAGCAGAGCCACAAGUUCGGGCAGAAGCGAUGGAAGAAGAACUGGUUCGUGCUGUACCCGGCGAGCCAGCACGGCGUGGCCCGCCUCGAGUUCUUCGAGUGCAAGGAGCCGUGCGCGCCGCCCGAGCGCCUGGGCACCAAGCGGCUCGACAAGAAGAUCGUGCGCCUGGCUGACUGCAUCAGCGUGGCCCCCGCCGCCGAGAGCGGCCCCCGCCACGGCACCGCCGCCUUCUGCCUCGAGACCAGUGAGCGCAGCUACCUUUUCGCGGCCGACGAGCAGCAGAGCCAGGAGUGGGUGGCCAAGCUCUGCGAGAUCGCCUUCCCGGGGAACGGCCCCAGCAAUGCCAGCACGGCCGCCCGGCGCGGCAGGGCGGGCGGCGGGGAAGCGCCGGCCCUGGAGAUGGCCGUGAACUCCAUCUACUACUCGCGGGAUGAAGCAAACGUGUUCUGGGUGACAGUGCAGCGGACGGAGGCGGCAGAGCGCUGCGAGCUGCGGGGCACCUACGUGCUCAAGGCCGAGCGGGACAGCCUCGUCCUGAAGGACCCGCAGAGUAAGGAGACCCUCUACGUCUGGCCCUACCGGCUGCUGCGGAGAUACGGCCGAGACAAGGUGAUGUUCUCCUUCGAAGCUGGCAGGCGCUGUGAUUCUGGCCCAGGGAACUUCACCUUUGAGACCAAGCAGGGCAAUGAGAUCUUCCGCCUGGUGGAAGCCUCCAUCCGGGAGCAGAAGGCGCAGGUGGAGGAGAAGCGGCAGAGCUGUGACUCGCUGGAGGCGGAUGGCGCCGGCCUGCUGCUGAUCCGCCAGGCGCUGGCCGACUCCCUGAGCCUGGAGAUGCCUGCAGAGGGGGACAGCGCUGCGGUCCCCAAGGCGGGGCCCCCCGCCAGGCCCAGCGCCGCGGCAGAGGAGAGAGACGCUGCGUCUGUGCUCAAGAGCCGGACUCUUCCGGAGCCCCCCGUGCCGCAAGCCAAGCCUGUGGUCCCGAGCACACCCCCGCGCUCCCCUAUGCCCAAAGUGCCCCGAGCCGUGCUGCCAGCUGAGGACCUGUCCAGUGUGUACUCGGAGCCCCUGGACUCGGUGAAGGCCCCUCGGUGCCGCCUGGACCCGCUCUACUCGGACCCCAUAGACAGCAAGGCCGGGAGCAAGGCUAAGGCGCCCGGCGCGGCCCUGGAGGAGGCCAAGCUGCGGGUGCCGCUCUACUCCGCCAUGUACGAGCAGGUGCAGGCGGACGGCGGGAGCCCGGCGCCGCGGCCGCCCACGCGCAAGGAGCCCAUCUACGAUGAGCCCGAGGGCUGCGCCCCGCGCUCUCUGUCCCCUUCCAUGUGCAUCUAUGAUGAAGCACGGCCCACAGAUGAGGCCUGGCGUACCCAGGGCCAUGAGGGCAGGGAUGGCUACGAGUAUCCCUACAACCCCAGCACGGAUGACUAUUCAGUACCUGCCUUCAAGGCCAAGGGCCCCAAGCCAGUGCCUGCCCCCAAGCCCCAGGCAACGUUUAUCCCUAAAGCUGCCGAGAGAAGCAUGGACCCAGCCAGAAGACGGGUAACCCCUGCUCCUGAGAAGAUGGUCAUCAAGCCCAGCCUUAAUAGCAGCAACAAUAACAACGUGGAGGUGCUGUACAGCCAGGUGGUGAAGCCCCAGCACAUGCAGAAGAAGGAGCAGUCUGUGGAUGAAAUCAGCUUGUCGCCCGUCUACGAGGACCUGGGAGAGAUAUAAUGCGCUGCCACUGUGCCUGCCAGGGGAGCACGGUGGGGCGCAGAGCCACUGAUGAGCAGUGUGGGUUUCUGACCCACAUGGCUCCUGCACGUGGCCUUGGCCUUGGGGACUGGCCUGGGGGAGGCAGCGCCCCUGCAGCCUGUCAGUGCUGGGGGUCUUUGCACAGCUGAGGGCAGGAGCCGGGGCUGAUGCAGGUCCAGGGUGCUUCCCUGGCCAUGGAGGUGGGUCCACAGCCACCUCCUGGCUCUGCAGGAGGACAGCGCUGCAUCUUUCCACAUCGGCUGCUGUGGGUCCGGAACCUCUGGCUCUGCUUUGGCUGCCUGUCCAGCCCGAAUGCAAGACUGGAUGCCUGUUUCUUGCAUGGCCUGCUCUAUACGGAGGAUUUCUCGCCAUCACCAUCUCCCAACAUAUUUUUAUACAAAAUUAUUUUGAUAUUAUAUCUAAGUGCCUUGGAAUGAGACGUUUGCCUGUGG
Molecule: messenger RNA, 2219 nt
Organism: Nothoprocta perdicaria
Lineage: Eukaryota; Metazoa; Chordata; Aves; Tinamiformes; Tinamidae
Gene: DOK1
Product: docking protein 1
Exons: 5
Coding region: 1-1746 (581 amino acids)
Biological process (GO): positive regulation of MAPK cascade; cell surface receptor protein tyrosine kinase signaling pathway
Cellular component (GO): cytoplasm
Source: RefSeq, a predicted model, not a curated record